Rubroshorea leprosula is the source of this 1303-nucleotide messenger RNA. The record is from the annotation of a GenBank genome assembly. NCBI's taxonomy places the organism in Eukaryota, Viridiplantae, Streptophyta, Magnoliopsida, Malvales, Dipterocarpaceae.
AGGGAAUUCAAUCAUGGGAUUUGAAGGCGAUAAGGAGGCAAGGGUGACGGCUGAUGGAGCAUGUUCAAUGCGCUCUCAGGCAUGGGAGUUGGCAGCCAAGUUGACCCAACUGCGGUCAACAAUGCCAACACCGCCCUCUGUCACCUUCUCCAUGUUCGGGGUCCUCGAUGGUGGUGUCUACAACAUCUUUGGUCCACGGAUCACCCUAGCAUUAGGCUGUUCCACUUACGUUCUCUACGCUGGUUUUUUCCUCCACUGCGAUCACUACCACAACCAGGCCUUCACCAUUGUUGCUGGUCCCAUUCUCGGCAUCGGUGCAGGACUUCUUUGGGCCGGAGAAGGCGCCAUCAUGACCUCCUACCUCUCAACUGCCCGAAAAGGUAGCUACAUCUCCUUGUUUUGGACUAUCUUCAAUCUGGGAGGUGAGAUUGGCAGACUCACACCGUUCGUCCUCAACUACCAUCGUACAAAAGCGGAAACAGCUCAUGUGCUUCAUGUCUACCGGCGCUUUCCUUUCUUUUCCAUCCUGCAUCCCAGCCGCGUCUUUAGGAAUGAUGAAAGUCGCUGCACCAACAUCAAAUACUCAAGUGUCUCUGCUGAAGCUGUAGAGAUCUUGAGGCUCUUGGAAGAUGCUUCUCCGGCUGGCUGGGCCAGCAAUUUCUUCUACAGCUACCAUUUCAACGACGUCAAUGGCUUGAUGUUCAAUCUGAGGACCAGAGGACUGAACAAUGUGUUAGAUUGGGGUGCACAGAUAAUUGGUUCAAUCGGACUUGGACAAGUUCUGGAAUUCAGUUUUGAGAGCAGGAGGAGGGAGUUGGUCGGGAUCAGCACUGUUGCUCUGCUCGGAACUGCAAUUUGGGGUGGUGGCCUUGCCAACCAGUUGAAUUACUCCUACCAUGAACUGCCAGACCAGCUGGACUUUAAGACCUCCGAAGGUGCUUUUGCCGGACCAUUUGUCUUGCAUUUCUCCCACGGAUUACUGGAUUCUAUGUUUCAGAGCCUUGUAUAUUGGGUGAAUGGAGCACUGGCCGAAGAUUCCGAGACCCUUAGCAGACAUACAGGUUUCUACAAAGGAGUGCAGAGUGCAGGAUCGGAAGUUUCCUGGCAAGUUCAUAAAAACAAGGUGCCAUUGCUCAACCAGUUGAUUGUGAAUUGGUCGCCCCACCUCGGUUAGCUACCCAUUGUUGGCAGUUCUGGUUAUCUUGGCAGUCAAGGAUGAGAACAAAUCUGCGGCUGAUGACCCUCAGUUACCGUCUGCUCCUCGUCUUACAAACGGUGGUUAUAAUGAACAGGGCAAAUCUAC